This is a messenger RNA of Gadus morhua (Atlantic cod), 2013 nucleotides long. Its product is annotated as extensin. Bases 253 to 1098 code for a protein of 281 amino acids. The transcript has 3 exons. NCBI's taxonomy places the organism in Eukaryota, Metazoa, Chordata, Actinopteri, Gadiformes, Gadidae. The record is from RefSeq and is a predicted model, not a curated record.
CGGUGAGUCCCAAAUGUUUCACUUGGUCUUGGGAAGCUUCAGAGCAACCUGCUGCCAUAUUCAUUGAACAUUUUCGGCAAUUAUUUACAAACUAUACAAUUUACUUUCACCAGUGAAUUUCUAAGAAGGUUCAGCCAACAUGUCCUACGGACCCGAGGACCAGGGAGGUGAGCCUUUGGGCUCCUGGCUUCACGCGCAUUCCUGCCCACGCCUCUCCCGAUAAACAACACGUCAUCCUCUAAAACUACAAAGAUGGCGGCUCACCGCGAGGUGACCAGCAGCAGCGUCCCCCUCCUGACCCCACCCCGGCCAGAUCCCACCAACUCUCUCCCGGUCCCCGUUCCGGAUCCAAGUCCCAUCAUCAACCCCAAGAGGGGAGUGGCCGCCGGGGCCACGCAGACCCAGGCCCCGCAGCCCCCGGGGGCCUGUGGCCCCCCGGGGCCCUACAGACCCUGCUGGAGCCUUGACCUGAAGGUGGCCGUGCUCCUGCUGACCGUCGCUGGAGCGCUGAUCCUGUUGCUGUUGUACAGACUGCUACGGCUGAGGCACAGGUUACAGAUGGCCCGCAGCAGGCCCUCUCUGGAAUACUACCGCUUCUACCACGCCGCCGGCUACACCCUCAAACAUCCCCCGCCGGCCCCAGCUCCACCCGGCCACAACGGCAACACACCGGAUGUUCACGCACCCAUUCAAACCAUGACACCGCCGCCAACAUCCACCUUUAUCCUCCCAUCUCCACCGGCGUCCACUCCUCCUCCUCCUCCUCCUCCUCCUCCUCCUCCUCCUUCUCCUCCUCCUCCUCUACCCCUUCUCCCCUUGCCCCCACCGCCGGUCGUCCUCCGUACUCCUCCUACACCCCCUCCUCCUCUCAUCCUCCGCCCUCGGCCUUCCCCCGAGGCCCCUCGGCCUCACUCCUCCACGCCUCCGUAUCUGACCCCGCCCGCACGCCACGCCACCCCGCCCAGCCCCCACUCGUCCUGGGGCGCGGGCUCCGACGUGGCCGAGGUGUACGCCCGCAUCGGGGCCUUCAGGCCCGCCCGGCUCUCCAGCCUCUCCGGCCACACGCAGGUCAUCCUGUUCGAGCACUCGUCCCUCUGAGGGCCCCAGGACACUCGGGCCGAUGGGCCCCUCUGAGAGCCGGGGGACUGGCUCUGUUUGACCAGGAGGGCCAUACUGCUUCCAAACCCAGGAGAACCCCUGGCCAGUAGUGCCGAUCGCCGGUGGGAGACUGUGUGACACUAUGUCUGGUUUAAACGUCAACUUCAAAGAAUGUCCUCGGUUGAUCGAUAAUCAGUGAUUGACAACAGUGUUCCAUGUUUACCAUUUUGUUUGAUGAAAUAGGGAAUUGAGCUGACCGUGAGGCAUGGUGGAAGGAUACAUUUCUGUCUUCUGAUUGGUGACUCUGCUCGUUGUUGUUGACCACUGUUCAUCUCCAGGGGCUGUACCAGACGGGAAAUAAGUCCUUUUGUGUUUGUUACUCUCUCUGAAUGUGCUGGAUUGGAUUUGGAGUCCAUUAGGGGAACAUUGUGCCAAGAUCCAUUCAUUGUACUUGAUGAAGAACCAGAUUCUGAUGAUAGACAUUAAUGGCUUUCAACGCUAUUAGAGAAAGAGAGACACUCUCUCUUCCUCUCUCUCUCUCUCUCUCUCUCUCUCUCUCUCUCUCUCUCUCUCUCUCUCUCUCUCUCUCUCUCUCUCACGCUCAUUCUCACUAUCUGUCUGUCUGUCUGUCUGUCAAUGAAGACUCAUCAUAAUGGCAUAAUGGGCCACUCUGCUGGAAAGAAAAGACACUUAUAAAAUAAAAAAAUAGUUGCUAUCACCCCCAAAGUUCCAUCCGUAAUAACUUGAGAUAUUUCUCUGUGGAGCCUCACGCUUUGCCUUAAAAUGCCUGUGUGUCGGAUUUGCAUGUUUCUGGACCUCUGUCAUCGAGUUUGCACGGCAACAGGUAUAGGGUCAAUUUAUUUUACUUAGCAACUUUUAUCUCGACCCCCUUUACUAAAGAUACAUUUUCAAUAA